AUGUCUAAGAGGAAAGUUUUGCUUAUGGGAAAGGCUGGAGCUGGUAAAACGAGUAUGAGAUCGAUCAUAUUUGCUAAUUAUAUUGCAAGGGAUACAAGCCGACUUGGACGUAAGGAGUCUGUUUUUAUUUUAUUAAUUUUCUUUUUAGCUACGAUGGAGGUUGAGCAUGCGCAUGUCAAGUUUCUUGGGAAUAUGGUUUUACAUUUGUGGGACUGCGGAGGUCAGGAGAUUUUUAUGGAAAAUUAUAUGACGGCACAGCGUGACCAAAUCUUUAAAAACGUUCAGGUACUUAUUUAUGUUUUUGAUGUUGAAAGUAGAGAAGUUGAUAAAGACUAUGGAAACUAUCAGUCCUGUUUGGAGGCUUUAUUACAAAAUUCGCCUGCUGCCAAAGUUUUUUGCCUUGUUCAUAAAAUGGAUCUAAUUCAGGAAGAAAUGAGAGAAAAAGUUUUUAUUUUGUUGAUUUUUAAAUUAUUUUGUUCUCAGGUUUUCCAAGACAAGGAAAAGGAUAUUAAACAAUUGUCAGACAAUAUUACUUGUAGACAACAAACAUCGACAGUCACAAUUCAAUGUUUCCGUUCUUCUAUUUGGGAUGAAACUUUAUAUAAAGCUUGGUCUGCAAUUAUCACUUCAAUGGAACAAAAAUUGAAAAAAUUCACAGAAAUUGUUGAUGCUGAUGAAGUAUUAUUGUUUGAAAAGGCCACAUUUUUGGUAAUUGCCCAGGCGCAGAGAGUUCUACAUGAUGAUAUUCAUAGAUUUGAAAAAGUUUCCAACAUUAUUAAACAAUUUAAAUUGUCUUGCAGCCGUAUGGGUUCACAAUUUGAGACAAUCCAAAUACGUAAUAGCACAUUUGCUGCAUUUAUUGACUCUUUCACCAAUAAUACUUACAUUAUGUUGGUACUUUCGGAUGGAAAUGUUUCAUCUGCGGCUGUAAUGAUGAACAUUCGGAAUGCGCGAAGGCAUUUCGAGAAACUAGAUUGCAGAUGA
Meloidogyne enterolobii is the source of this 984-nucleotide messenger RNA. The record is from the annotation of a GenBank genome assembly. Lineage: Eukaryota; Metazoa; Nematoda; Chromadorea; Rhabditida; Meloidogynidae.